AUGUCAAUAGCACCGAUAAGGAUAUCUGGACAUUUCCAGCUGCUGUCGUUUACUACAACCACAAUUAUUCCAAUUGGUUACGGUGACGUCUGCCCAGCUUUAGAAUUGGGAAGGCUGCUACUAGUUAUCUAUGGAAUGAUUGGCAUACCACUUGCUCUGGUGACCAUGGCAGGUACCGGUAAAUAUAUUAGCCAAGGUGUAACCAGAUGGUUGGAGGAUGUGAGCAAAGCUAGAAUAAAAAAAAUUUUGGGACUGAAGAUCCCUUGGACCUUCAACGUACCAAGUGGACUGUUUCUAUCAAAUUUAUGCGUAUACAUGUCGUUGAUGGCAUGCUAUUUCACCGCUGCGUAGAC
Molecule: messenger RNA, 353 nt
Organism: Cylicostephanus goldi
Lineage: Eukaryota; Metazoa; Nematoda; Chromadorea; Rhabditida; Strongylidae
Source: the annotation of a GenBank genome assembly